GUGGUUUCUUAAUACUGAGUUAUCUGCCAAAACGUCGUAUUAAAGUUCAUUGAUAUUUGAAAUGUUUACGUGCUUUUUUGCUCUGGUUACAAUGUUCUAUCAUAAUUCGAGAAAGAAGAAUUUUUAAUAAAAUAAUGGCAUUUGUGUCUGUCUUGAAAGUACAAGACUUUUGUAAGACGAUAAUUAAUGUGUGUAAUAUAAUAAUUCCCGUGACUGUUUUCAUACUAAUUGCGUUUAUUUUGAUCGUAUUCAAAAGUUUCAUUUGGAUACUUAUCGUGUGUUGUCUCUAUAUAACCAGUGUCUUUUAUGGGCUCGUUAUAUUAGAGUAUGUCAGCGUGGCACUUGUGAAUUUAAAUGCAAUAAGCGAUAGUUUUAAUCCAACUUAUGAAAUCAAGGAUCCGUGCAGCGUUUGCAGUAAUAAUAGCUGCAAGAGACAUAAAUUGUUACCACAUUCGACGAAAGUGAAAAUACCGAAGGAUCUUGACCAUGCAUUAGAGCAACUUCUAGAAGAUUUAUUGCAGAAAUAUGUUUGCGCAUGGUAUUCGGAUUUUUCGACGAACGAAGCGUUCGUACAACAGCUUCGUUUGGCCACAGCUACUGCAACGAAAGAUAUUGCAGUUCGGUUGCUUCGCACAGAUGUGUCCAAUGUGGUGUUUUACCAUUUAAUACCUCUAAUAUUGCAACAUGCUCAAGAUUGGAAAACAUUACGCACAAAGAUGAAGGAUUUGUCGGAUACAUCUUGUUUCGGAAAUCAACUGAUCGACCAUUUUGGUCGUGAAAUACAUCCAGCGAGUUACUCGCGUAAGGCAGAGCUGAAUUACCUGAGAGGAAUUGUAACAGCGUUUAUACCGUAUUUAUUGCCUGCCAUCCAUGUGUCUACUAACAACAAGGUCAUACUUCGAGAAAUUUUGGCCAAUUGGAUUUUGCUACCAGCAAUAGAUGCGAUUGCUGAUCCAGACAAUAUAAAUGCGUUAGUCGCGUUAUCAACUCAUCGCGAUGUUUCAUUUUCUAAUCAAGUGGACGCAGUUAAUGUACCAAUGUUGCAAUGCUGGAUGACCAUUCCAAUGAUGCCAAAAAACACGCAGAAUCACCUGAAACCCUCCUUGGAUGAAGUUUUAAAUGAUCCUCGUUUAUUGUACAUGUUUAUGCAACACAUCAAAGAGAAUGGUCCUAUGAAUCUCUUUCAGUUCUGUUUAGACAUUGAUGAUCUAAGCAAGCGUAUGUUAAAUCCAGAAAUGAGUUCAAACGCAGAAAGUAGUUUGUACACAGAUAUUCAAAAUAUGUAUGCAACAUAUCUGGAUCCUGAAGGUCCAGAAUACUUACAUUUACCAGGAGAUAUAUCCAUGGGCAUAUGCCAAAUUUUAGAAAGAGGUCCAAAGAAGAUUCAGGAAAUGAGGACUUCACGACCAUUUUAUCAAGCACAUCAAGAAGCACAUGCUUUAUUAGAAUCUACUUGCCUACCAUCUUUCCAUCAUAGCUAUCAAUUGUAUGAUUUAUUAUGCGGACAACCAGUUCCAAGUCGAGUUAAGCAGUCGCCACGAUUGAGCGUUACUAGUGGAUCCGCAAAUGCAUCCUCAAAGAUUGGAAAUCAUUUUCCGAAGAUUGACGUUUUGAGAUUAUCAACGAUAGACGGGAUGUCAUAUCAAGAUAUAUAUCAAGGCGAAGAAAUAGAUUACCCUUCCCGUUCUUAUAGCGAGAUUAAAUAUUCCGAUGACAGUUCCCACAGGAAUUUAACAACAUGGCGAGUCAAUAUUCCGCACAUUGAAACUGGAGAUAAUCAAACAUUAUAUUAUUAUGUCAUCGCUGUCAAUAAUAUUUCCGAAGGAAAAUCCUGGACUGUGUUACGUCGUGAUCAAGAUUUCUACAUUUUACGAACACGAUUGGCAGAGUUUCAUGGUGACAAAGAAUUGAGCGAUUCGCCAUUACCAUCAAGAAAGAAUCCUCAUUCAUCCUGUGCUAUUAAUAGACAACGAUAUGAAGAUUUUCUGGAAAAAUUACUAUCAAAACCAGUGCUCAGGAGUAGUGAGUUGUUGUAUAAUUUCUUGACUGUGCCAAAUUUGAAGCCCUACUUUACAAAUUAUAGCACGCCAGAUAUUGGUAUAUUGUAUCAAAGUAUGGCAUACAAAUUAAGAAAAGAGAAAGGUCAAAAUUUGGACAAGUUUCUGGCAGUGUUUCUGGCCUCGACUAAUAUUAAAAAUGAAUAUACUGAUAUUGGAGUUGAACCAGCGAACGAAUCAACUGUACAGGAAACGGAGGAAAAAGGACGUAGUGAUCUUCAGUUUGGAGUAUUUGGAAACAAUCUUGAUUUGGAUCUUAAUUUUAGAACUUUACCUUCUCCUUCGUUAGAACGUUCUCACGUUAAGGGUGCUUCUUUCUGUAUUGUAGAUGCUGUGGUGAGGUUACUGAAAGUUCCAUCGAUGAUUACUCGAGUUCUAUGGAUGAUUGCUUCAUCAUCACGUGCGAAAAUAGAUCCAUAUGUCAACGUUUUACUCUACAACGCUUUGGCAAAACUUCUAAGCGGUGGUCGUGCAGCGACCGUGGUAAAACUUCUGCACACAAAGGUAUUGUGUGAGAAGAAGGAUUCAUCUCAAGCGAAUCGCCGGAAUUACUAUGAAAUAGCAAAAACAGGAUUGUAUGGUUUGUUGCCUUAUUGGUUAAUGGUAUUUUAUAAGCCAUGGAUUGAAAUAAUGGAUUCAAUUUUGGACUCGUUACAAAAUGCACCGCUUAAUAAGCAUCUGGCAUAUGUUCUUCUGGACCAGAUUUUGAUAAAUAUAUUUCCAGAACUUACAGUUUAACUUGUAUAUGCAUAUGAAAUAUACAUACACUCCUCGUCAAAAAGAUUAGAUAGUUAUUUUUAAUUUCUCAAUGACGCGUAUAAAGCUUUUCGUCUGUUCGUUUAAUAUCAAAACAUUAUGAGCUCAGGAUAUGCGGUUCGUUGAAAAUAAUUAAAAAUCUUAUGAGUUUUAGUGUGUAACAAAGAAAAACUAUUCCAUACUAAGAUCGAAAUGAUAACACACUCUGUUACUAUGUUUAGAAAUUACUUAGUAGUUCAUUAUCUAUCAACAGGUGAAGAUUACAGUACAAUAUUAUAUAAAUUUCUAAGUAUGUAGGACGCGGAAAAAAAUUAAACGAGUCUGAAAAAAAGCAAAUUCUUGAACUAAAACAGCAACAGUUAUCAGUAGCAAAAAUAUCGAAAGUAAUAAGAUGAAGUCGUAGAGUAAUACACAAUUUUUUAAAAAAUGUUAAAGAUUAUGACAAAAAGAAAAGUACUGGUCGGCCGUCAUCUUUAUCCGAUCGCGAUAAGCGAGCAAUUUUGCGUGCUUCUUCUUGCUUCCAAUUUGCGGUUAACAACGCAGCAAAUAAUGGAAAAAUCUAAUGUCAGUGCCAGUGUUUCAAGUGUUCGUCGACUUCUACUAUCCUGCAAAGAUAUUAAGAGGUUAAAAUUGAAAAAGAAACCUUCGUUAACAACGAAACACAAAGUAGAACGUUUACGCUUUGCAAAAGAAAGAAUGCAUCGGAAAAAGAAAUGGAGAAGGGUACUAUUUUCAGGUGAAAAAGAUUCAACUUGGAUGAUCCUGAUGGUGUUCAUAAUGUUUUGAUAUUAUACCUUACAGACGAAAAACUUUACAUGCAUCAUUGAGAAAUUGAAGAUAACACACCUGGGUUAUCUUUUUGAGAGGAGUGUAUAUAACUAAAUUAAUGUGGAGCUUCUGAAGAUUAUAAUGUUACAUAACUAGUCAUGAAAAACUAAUUAAAAAAAUGUGUAAAAUAUAUAAAAUAGUUUAUAAAAUAGCAGUAAUAAUUUUUUAUAACAUUAUUGUACUGUAAAUAUAUGUAAUGUUCCUAGGUUAUAUCAGAUUUUGUCUAACAGUCUGUUACUUUUUUAGUCCUACUGUGCACUUCUGUAAAAAGAUAUAAAUAAAGACAUAAAUAAUAGUCUAGGCUAGAAUACCCCCUUAACUAAACAAAUUAUACGUAUAUAAUAUAAGUGUACAUUUAAAAAUUCAAAUAAAAUCUGAAUUAAACAUA
Bombus pyrosoma is the source of this 4029-nucleotide messenger RNA. Its product is annotated as sorting nexin-14-like. Lineage: Eukaryota; Metazoa; Arthropoda; Insecta; Hymenoptera; Apidae. The record is from RefSeq and is a predicted model, not a curated record. Gene Ontology annotation, molecular function: phosphatidylinositol-3,5-bisphosphate binding. The transcript is spliced from 9 exons. The coding region runs from base 135 to 2795 and encodes 886 amino acids. Gene Ontology annotation, biological process: autophagosome maturation. Gene Ontology annotation, cellular component: late endosome.